UAACGACUCUAUACAAUUGAGGGGGUGUUCUGAACUAUGAGAUAGUGACCUCUAGUGUGGGGUCAAUGAGGUAUUUCCGUUUGGGCAGGGUUAAUGGAUCAGUUCUGCCGCGGCUUUCAAUGUAUACGGUUGUUGCCUGCACCUCAUCGACACCGCUGAGUGGCUCCCAAGUUAUAUCACCAUCCUCCCAGACAACCAUGAAUUCGAGACUGCCCUUGACCCAUCGGUGUCCGUUGAUAUUGGUGACAACGCUCUCCGCAACUUCGCCCUCUGACUCGUUCAUGUCCACAUUCACAACAUCGUUCUCCCCAGACUGCGAGUUGUCUAUAAGCAAGAAAGGCUGAUGGGAUUGUGCAGAGAUUGGUGGGCUUGGUGUCGAGGGAGGCGGGGCGCUGCAAAGGUUAUUCAAACUGAUGCUUUCCGAGUCGGAAUCAUCGUUUGUGCGGGAUGGUUCGUCCUGUAUUCCGUCACUCCAUGUACCUGACUCAUCCUCCUCCGAGCUAUCCUCCAACUCCUCCUCCGAGCUACUUUCUAUUGUUGAUCCUCUGCCUCUGCCUCUGCCUCUGCCCCGGCCUCGCGUACCUCUGCCCCAGCCUCGCGUGCCUCUGCCUCUAGGAGCUUCAGAUUCAGUUGUUCCGUGUCCACGUCUGCGUCCGCGACCUCUUCCGCCUCGUGUGUUGGACCCUCGCCCACCAUGUCCUCGACCUCGAC
Messenger RNA from Mycena citricolor, 711 nucleotides. NCBI's taxonomy places the organism in Eukaryota, Fungi, Basidiomycota, Agaricomycetes, Agaricales, Mycenaceae. The record is from the annotation of a GenBank genome assembly.